Molecule: messenger RNA, 2481 nt
Organism: Vanderwaltozyma polyspora DSM 70294
Lineage: Eukaryota; Fungi; Ascomycota; Saccharomycetes; Saccharomycetales; Saccharomycetaceae
Gene: NCR1
Product: sphingolipid transporter
Exons: 1
Cellular component (GO): membrane
Source: RefSeq, a predicted model, not a curated record
GUGAUAGUAUCAACUUUCCUAUUAUUUAAUUAUGGUGAGCUGGAGACUAAUCCAAUAAAUUUAUGGGUAAAUGAAAAUUCAAAUGUAUUCCAAGAAAAACAAUAUUAUGAUGAGCAUUUUGGGCCAUUUUAUAGAACAGAACAAAUAUUUGUUGUGAAUGAGACAGGGCCAGUAAUGUCAUAUGAUACAAUGAAAUGGUGGUUUGAGGUUGAGCAUCAUAUUACUAACAAUUUAAUUAGUGACGAAAAAAUCUCUUUCCAAGAUAUAUGUUUUAAGCCUAAUGGGGAUGCGUGUGUCAUUGAAUCAUAUUCUCAAUACUUUCAUGGUAUUCUUCCUGAUGAAUCCACCUGGGAAUAUGAAUUACAAACUUGUUCUGAUACUCCAGUUAUGUGUUUACCGGAUUUCCAGCAGCCAUUAAAAAAAAACAUGUUAUUCAGCAGUGAUGAUGUCCUUAAUUCUAAUGCCUUUGUAGUGACAUUAUUAUUAGAUAAUCAUACUCAAUCGGCCAAUUUAUGGGAAGAAAAGUUAGAAACCUACCUAUUGAAUAUAACAGUUCCAGAAGGUCUGAGAUUAAGUUUCAAUACUGAAAUUUCUAUAGAAAGAGAGUUGAAAGGUAAUAAUGACAUAUUAAUUAUAUGCAUCUCUUACUUUAUGAUGUUUUUUUAUGCUUCUUGGGCGCUAAAGAGAAAAUGGGGUGAAAAUAGACUUCUAUUGGGUUUGACAGGUAUUUUGAUAAUUCUAUCAUCGUUGAUUUGUGCUUCGGGUAUAUUGAGUUUCUUCUCGAUAAAAUCUACCUUGAUUAUUGCAGAAGUCAUUCCAUUCUUAAUAUUAGCAAUUGGUAUCGAUAAUAUAUUCUUAAUAACUAACGAAUUUGAUAGGGUUUCGGCAGUUUAUAAAAAAUACACUAUUGAUCAAAGGAUAAUAUUAGCAGUUCAAAGGAUUGCCCCAUCAAUUUUUAUUUCAAUGGUGGCUCAAUGUGGUUGUUUUUUUAUUGCUUCGGUGGUCAGUAUGCCAGCUGUUCAUAAUUUUGCAUUGUAUUCAGCAGUGGCAUUAUUGUGCAACUUUGUACUACAAUUGACUACAUAUAUUUCAAUUCUUUCACUUUAUGAAAAGAAAUACGGUGUAACAUCUUUACCGGAUGAAGUUGAUGAUCAAUCGAAUAGUAGAAUUUUCAAUGGAUACUUCAACUUGAUUUCAAAAAAGAGAAAAUUAUUGGGUGUUUUUGCCUCAUGGAGUUUACUCUCUUUGGUAUUUAUACCGAUGAUAAAACUUGGAUUGGACCAGAAAAUGGCUAUUCCUCAGGAUUCAUAUCUUAUUGACUAUUUCAAUGAUGUAUAUGAAUAUUUAAAGGUUGGUCCGCCAGUUUAUUUUGUUGUUAAGGACUUAGAUUUGACCAAAAAAGAAAAUCAGAAAGAAUUAUGCGGCAAAUUCACCACUUGCAACAAGAACUCUUUGGCUAAUGUAUUUGAAAUGGAAAGGGAGAGGUCUACCAUAACUGAACCUUUGGCAAAUUGGUACGAUGAUUUUAUGACGUUUUUAAAUCCUGAACUGGACACCUGUUGCAGAGUAAAAAAAGGAACUACAGAAACUUGUCCUCCAGAAUUCUCUCCAAGACUAUGUGAAACUUGCUUCAAAGAUAAAGAUUGGGAUUAUGAUAUGACGGGAUUCCCAGAAGGAAAUGAUUUUAUGAAAUAUUUUAAGAUUUGGAUUGAGUCUCCAAGUGAUCCUUGUCCAUUGGGUGGUAAAGCUCCAUAUUCUCAUGCCGUAUCUUAUAAUGAUAGCACGAUAAUAUCUUCUGUUUUUAGAAGUGCCCAUAAACCAUUGACCAACCAACAAGAUUUUAUUGAUGCUUAUAUCGAUGCUGACAGAGUUGCAUCGUCAUUUGAUAAUUUGGACGUAUUUGCAUACUCGCCUAUUUAUAUUUACUUUGCCCAAUACAAAGGCAUGAUUGAAUUGACGCUUAAAUUAUUGAGUAGUGCAAUACUAUUCGUGUUUAUAACAUCAACACUUUUAUUUGGAUCUUUAUCUACUGCUGCUGCACUGUCUUUAACAAUUAUUAUGAUUUUAAUUGAUAUUGGGGGACUGAUGAAGCUUUUUAAAAUUGAUUUGAACGCAGUAUCGUUAGUUAACUUGGUAAUAUGUGUUGGUUUAUCCGUCGAAUUUUGUAUUCAUAUUACACGAGCAUUUACUAUGAUACCAAAAGGUAUCAAGAACGAUAGAGAUUCUCGUAUCAGACACGCAAUGCUAACUGUUGGGAAGUCUGUAUUCACAGGAAUAACAAUAACCAAAUUGAUAGGUGUAUCGAUCUUAGCAUUUGCACAAUCACAAAUAUUUCAAGUGUUCUAUUUCAGAAUGUGGCUAGCAUUGAUUUUUGUAGCCGCUAUACAUGCAUUAAUAUUUUUGCCAGUAUUAUUAUCAAUGAUUGGUGGCACCGCAUAUAUAGAUAAUCUUGCCAAUGAAAAUACAGUUUCCUCACGGUAA